This is a messenger RNA of Poecile atricapillus (Black-capped chickadee), 2144 nucleotides long. RefSeq names its product ankyrin repeat, SAM and basic leucine zipper domain-containing protein 1-like. Gene Ontology annotation, cellular component: pi-body. Gene Ontology annotation, biological process: piRNA processing. The record is from RefSeq and is a predicted model, not a curated record. Bases 24 to 2144 code for a protein of 706 amino acids. Gene Ontology annotation, molecular function: protein binding. NCBI's taxonomy places the organism in Eukaryota, Metazoa, Chordata, Aves, Passeriformes, Paridae. The transcript is spliced from 15 exons.
CCACGCGCGCGCGGGAAGGCGCCAUGGCCUCCGUGGUGUACUCGUCCCGCGUCGUGGCGGGCGGCGACGAGGGCAGCGACAGCGACGACGGCGAUUGGGACAUUGGCGUCGUGCGGCAGGAGCCGCUGCAGUUGGAUCAAAUGUUGCAGGCAGAGAAGAAUGAGGCAUUAAAGAAGGCCCUAUUUCGUGGUGAUGUGUCAUUAAUUGAAGAUCUCUUAAACUCAGGUAUCAGCAUAGAAACUAGCUUUCAGUUUGGAUGGACUCCCCUGAUGUGUGCAGCCAGCGUAGCUAACUUUGCAGUAGUACGUCUUCUUCUGGACAGAGGUGCUAAUGCAUGUUUUGAAAUAGAUAAAUACACUGUGUUGAUGGCAGCAUGUACUGCACAAGCUUCAGAGGAGAACAUCUUGAACACUGUCGAACUGCUUCUAUCAAGGAAUGCUGACCCUAACCUUACUUGCAGGAAGCAAAUGACUGCACUGAUGUAUGCAGCUAGAAAAGGCUAUCCUCGGGUUGUUGCUUUUCUUGUUGCUCAUGGAUCACACAUAAAUGCCCAAGAUGAAAAUGGAUAUACAGCAUUAAUAUGGGCAGCACAGCAUGGACAUAAAAGUGUAAUUUUGAAGUUGCUUGAGCUAGGAGCUGACAAAAAUCUACAGACCAAGGAUGAAAAAACAGCAGCAGAGCUAGCAAAAAUCAAUAAACAUUUAGAGAUAUUUAGUUUGCUCUCUUUGGCUGCAAAUCACAUGCAAGGGAGAUACCAUAAAACAGUUGAGCAAGAGGCUAUCUGCAAAUUUCUGACUGCUGUCUCUGACCACAGUGUUGGUUCCUAUUCAACUUUUCAUGACAUGGAAGUGUUUUUACAUGGUCUUGGUCUAGAACACAUUAGAGGAUUAUUGGAGGAACAAGGUAUAACUUUAAGACAACUUCUGAUCAUGCAAAAAGAUGACUUAAUACAGAUUGGCAUUACAAAUGCUGGAGAUCAGCAGAAACUCCUAGAUGCUAUUAACGAUCUGCAAACAGAAGAAAAAAAAUUUGAAGACCUCUCUGAAGUGAUGAAGCUGGAAUUGAGUGAAGAUGAAUUGCUCAAGUUUCUUCGGAAGUUGAAUAAAGAGUGUAGUAAGCUGAUCAUUCCUGUGCAGACCAUGAAUAACCAUUUCCUCAAAAAUUCCCACAAGAUGGUACUGCAGUGGGCACCAACUGAAUGUUAUAUUGAAGUCUGCAAAGAUGUGAUUUGCAGUGUUAAAAUGUUGGGAGAAGAAGUUGGCAGACUGAAGGACCUCGUGGUGGAGUAUGAGGAGAAGAAUAAACCUAACCAAGUGAAACUUCCAGAAAAAGCAGCCACCUUGGAAAAAAGAUUAAUAAAAAUGGGAGGGGUAACAUUGCUUGGAUUUGGUUUUUUCUUCUUUGUAAUUAAAUUAGUAGCAAAGAGAAAUAUUACCUUAGAAUUAAUCCUAAACUAUCAGGGUGCAUAUUGUGAAAGAAGAACCUUUUAUAUGCGCACCAGUCCUCCUAUAAUCAGCUCAAAAUAUGGUUCAAAUGCAGCUGCUCCCCAACGAAUGCUGUCUCGGAAAUGGGACAUCUCCAGCUUGAUAAUGAGGGUUCGUUGUUUGGAAUACGCGUUAGCCUGUAUUUGCUUUGCAGAGAGGACACGAAGUGAAAAAGUUGCUAAAUCCCUUAUUCUUGAGUUUGCUUCCAGCCCCGGCCGCAUCGCCCCUCUCUCGGGCGGGGCCCGGCAGUCGCCUCUGGGGCCGGGUUGCGGCGGGUUCCCCCAUGCCGGGCUGGGAGCGCGAUGGGCCGCGCAGGCUGCCCCCAGUCGGAGCCCGUGGGCCGGGAGCUCCGCGGCGCGGGGCUGCGCCGGGACGCCCGGGGCGGAGGCGCCCUGGCGCCGGUGCCCGCGGAGAAGCCGGCCCGACUCUGCGGGGCCCGGGGCGAGGGGAGGCAGCCGGGCAGUGUCCACCCCAUACCGGGACUGCUCUGGUUCUCUGCCUCUCCUCUGGCACCGGAUCGCGGUUCCGGUCCGUGCUCGGUGUUCGCGGUUGCGAACCGAGCCAUCAAUUGCCGUCGUGCCAAACCCCGAGAAGUGCCAAGUGCUGCCGGUCUGUAACAGCCUGCCGGGGCCGCCGCCGGCUCCGCAGCAGGUCGUGUAG